Prorocentrum cordatum is the source of this 2460-nucleotide messenger RNA. Lineage: Eukaryota; Dinophyceae; Prorocentrales; Prorocentraceae. The record is from the annotation of a GenBank genome assembly.
AUGAACAACGGCGAGGACAAUGCAAUGUGCGAGACACUUAUGGGCACUUUGCUUGCUUGCCCUGGACAGAGCCGCUGCAACGACCCCUUGCUGCGCCGACCAGCCUUCUUUCCACCGGCGGAUCCCGCCACGUUCAAGUGCCGGCAGCAGUGGAAGGCCUGGCGGGCAGACACGACUUUGUGCCGUGCCAGCAGUCCUGGCACCGGGAGUGCUCCUCCGCUCGAGCUCUUGUGCUGCCUCUCUCAGUGGUGGAUCCAGCAUGCUCUGCCUUGUUUCGCACUCCGCGUCCUCGCUUUUUUUAACAGGUCCCUCCACUGCGAGCACCAAUUAAGCGUGGCAGAGUUCUCUGCCUACCACCUACGGAGCGUCAUCCAGCACCUUGACGGCCUCGCCAUUGCACGCGCCACGAAACUUACGACGGGCUGCAGGGGGCACGCCGAGGACGAACUCCUCGAGGCACCACCGACGGACACACUUCACGCCGUCGAGGCGGACCUGUCGCCCGAGAACGACGUGGAACUGGCGCGGGUCCACGGAAGCUAUGGCUCGCCCCUCGCCGGGCUCGCCGCCGCGCUCGACAUGCAAGACGCCAUCAUGAAACAUCUGAAACGCAUCGCCACCAUGCAGGGCGACAUGCCCGUCGACGACAUCGACUCCCUCAUUCCGGAGGCAGCGUUGCACAACCUGCAGCAGCAACAGCGGAAAUGUGAGUGGAUUGACUUGGCCGACGCUUUACGAGGCCCGGCACACGUGGCCAAGAUGCUCGUUCGACGCUGCCAGGAGCGACGCUCCGCGCCGACGCGGCCCUACAUACUCAACGACGAGCAGCUCCAGUGCAUUGCCCUUUUCGUGACCCGCCUGGAGCAGGCCUUCCUCGAGCGCCCCGAUCCGAGCAGACCGUGGCUCCAUCCAUCUCGCGCCCUAAUGGCCAUGAUCAUGGGCGGCGGGGGUGGCUGCGGCAAGACGACCUUGAGCGCCGAGAUCUUGCUGCCCUUGCUCGAGGCGUUCUUCCACCCCGAGGGGGUCUUACGACGUGCCCCUUCGAACAAACCCGCUCGACUGAUCGGCGGUCGCGCCGCGCGCUCUGGCCGGGGGCUGGCGUCCGAGAGCUCCAUGCGAACGCGCGCGUUGGCCUUGAACGCGCAGGCUCGCCAAAAACCUGCCGUCACCCACGUCGACGCAGGCGACUUGCAUGUCGACGAGUACUCGCAACAACAAGGCGAGCUCAACCGCGCCGGGGCUCCACGAACCACGUGCGCCCGCGAAGCAAAAUGCGGCUUGAACAAGGACGUGUGCUUCAAGCCUCAGGAGCGGUGGGGGCGCUUACCUGUUGCGGUCUACUCUGGCGACCACUUGCAGCUACCACUGGCGCCAGCCUCGCCCAGCAUGCUGGCACCGCUUGAGGGCGCUGCGAACGAGCGCAAAGUCGGGGCCAUGCGCUGCACCGACCACGCACUCAUCGACAUUCUGAACACCGUGCGGGUGCCUGGCGGCAGGGCCCUCACGGAGCAACAGUGGCAGGCCCUCAAGAACACCGAAAUCAGUGCUGAACAGCCUGACAUCCCAGCGUCGUGGUACCACUCGUGCUACUGCUGGAGCGUCAUCAGCAUGGCCGCGUUCAUGCUCGCACGGCAGUCCGCCCGUGAGGCCCGACAAACUCUACUUUACGUGCAAGCCUUCUACGAGGACUUACUUCGGAUACCCAGCAUCCAGAAAACGAGGCGCCUUCCACCGGUGGUGCUCUUCCAUUACGGCAUGCGAGUACGGCUCACGACCACGAUCCAACAACCUUUUGCUGUGCAGGACGUCGAGGGCACUGUUGUCGGUUUUGACCUGGACCCCGCCGACCUCGCCACGGAAACCAAGCUUCGGUCACCAUCCGCCUCGCACACCGCGGAAUUCGCAUGUCCUCUCAUGCCGAAGGCUAUUUACGUGAAGCUUGAUGACUGCGAUCUCCAGCCCUUGCCACCAACCAUGUGUCCGGAGCAUCCCGAGCGCAGCUCAACGUGCACUCGCUGCACCAGUGCUGCACAGCCUGGCGCCAUGGCCAUCUGGCCUAGGCCGCGCACGCUCAAACACAGCUACUCACCCACGGAGAAAACCAAAUACGUCAUAGUCUCACGGGCACAGAUGCCGCUGAUGCCGGCGGCGGCCGUCUCGCUUUACUCGAUGCAGGGCACUGCGGCAGAUCCCGGUCUGGUGGCCUACUGGUUCUCCCUGCGGCGAUGCUCCGACGCCAUCCGAUGGCUGAUCGUCUACGUCAUGCUCUCACGGCCUCGCUCACUUGCCACCCUCAAGUCCGUGAAUUUGACGAGGCAGAUCCGCGGCGUCAUAGAACAGGGUCCGCCCGAGGAUCUCGUCGCCUACUUCGAUCGACUUUUCCGCGAAAAAAUCGAGGCGACGAGGGGGCUGGCACGAGAGGCCGCGCGCGCCUGCGGCCUCCUGCCAGAACUCUCUUGA